Molecule: messenger RNA, 348 nt
Organism: Anopheles maculipalpis
Lineage: Eukaryota; Metazoa; Arthropoda; Insecta; Diptera; Culicidae
Gene: pen-2
Product: gamma-secretase subunit pen-2
Exons: 3
Coding region: 43-348 (101 amino acids)
Biological process (GO): Notch receptor processing
Cellular component (GO): gamma-secretase complex
Source: RefSeq, a predicted model, not a curated record
AAAACUCGUAUUUAUCUUAUAAUUAGCAAAAUAUAGAGCGAAAUGGAUUUAUCUCGGGCACCAAAUGAGAGGAAAUUGUAUUUGUGUAAAUGGUACUUUAAAGCCGGAUUUGCGCUCCUUCCCUUCCUGUGGUCAAUCAACACGAUUUGGUUCUUCAAUGAGGCUUUCCGUAAACCAGCAUACGAUGAGCAGAAAGAGAUUAAAAAAUAUGUUAUAUUCUCGCUGGUAGGUUCGUUAGUAUGGAUCGUAGCGAUCAUUGCGUGGGUUGUCACCUUCCAGCUGAAACGGACCGAAUGGGGCGAGUUUGCCGAUAACAUCAGUUUUCUCAUACCGCUAGGGCAGGCGUGA